CCAAAAAGGCAAAAACAAUAAAAAUUAAAAAUGUCGCAAUUAAACAAAUAAAUCGAAGCGCUUUUUUUUCUCAGCGCGCUCCCUCUGAUAUUCAAAUCCAAAUAUCUUGAGUGGGAGAGGGAUAGUCCUAACUCCUAAACCGGUUGACUAAUUUUCAAAUUUCGCCAUUGACAUACCUUAAUCAAGAAACCUUCAAUCUACCUGCCUUCUCUUUCUCCUCUUCCCUCUUUUAAUUUUGACGUGGCAGACUGAUUAAAGCUGGAAGCUUUCAGUUUGAAUUCGAGGUUUUGCUCAGAAAGAGUGACUACCGAAUCUUGAAAUUAAAUUGAUAGAUCUUUUUCCAAAAACAAAACAGCAUUUCAUGGGUGGUGUGAAUCAGUCUCCAACAGAGCACAGAUCUGAAUCAAAGAAUUCGAGGUUUUGGUUUUGAUUUUGUUGGAACAGAAAAGGUGUAGUAUGGAAAUCAAAGAAACCUCCGAAACUUCUCAAAAGAGAGUGAAAAUGCGCGAUCUUGAAUCAGUUUUUCGCUCCGAAGGAAGAGGAGGAAACGAUGCAGCAACUCCGGAUUCAAGAGUGAUUGAUCUGAAUGUUCAUGUUGGUUCUGCGAGCUGCGUGGUUGGUGUUGAUGAUCCUGCAUGUGUAGAUGAAUCAAACAAUCUCCCUGCUUCUGAGAAGGAAGACAUGCAAAAUAUAGAUGGCAUAAUGAAAGCUAGAGGCUUCGAUUUGGACCUAAAUGCUGCAGAUGUUUCGAGUUCUAUCAAUGAAUCCAUGUAUCCCUGUAAAAUGCACGAGCAUUUGAGGUCCAAGGAUGACUCGGAUUGUGUCAGUUCGGUAGGUCCAUUGGAUACAAAGGAUCCGAUGAGAGUAUGGAAAGGCUUGAAACAAAAUAACUACUUGUCUACUCCUUACGGAGCUCCACCUGUUGCCAUGCCAAAGGUGCGUGGGAGGAAGAAAUCUAGCAGCAAUGAUGUGAUGAAGAAGAAAAUUGAACUUGCAAAGAAAGAACAGGUUGAUAGGUUUGCAAGAGUAGCUGCUCCAAGUGGUUUGCUUAAUGGGCUUAAUCCCGGGAUUAUUAACCACGUGAGAAACAGUAAACAGGUUCACUCUAUUAUAGAGGCCUUAGUGAGGUCUAAAAAAGACGAAAGUCUGCAUUCAGGAAACAGGAAGCGUAAUCAAAUCAAGACUGGUGCACACGAUCUCUCUGAAAGAAGGGAAGCUAUGAAUGUGCGUGGUUUGGGAGGCCAGAUGUCCGGGCUUGCUUAUGGAGAUGCUUUACUAGGGAGAAGGCAGAUGAGUGAUUAUGCUUUCUUUGCGAAAUCAGUAUAUCCAAAUACGGAGAUCACAAGAGGUGAUAGUGACUCACAUAUGGGGUACACGAGGUCUUAUCCAAGAGUGACUUCAUGUUGUGCAAAGGGAAACGAGGAUAAUAGACUGCCACUAAAACUAUCGUCAUCUGUAGCAGUUUGUACGGAGAAUGCCAGCUGCUUGUCAAGUGAGGAAUCGGCAAACAUUAGCAGUGUUACUUCACUUUCUCUGAAAGCUGCGAAUGUAGCUUCACAAUGGUUGGAACUUCUACAUCAAGAUAUACGUGGGCGUCUUGCAGCACUAAGACGCAGUAAAAAAAGAGUUCGUGCAGUUAUUACCACAGAGUUACCCCUCCUAAUAUCCGGAGAGUUUUCGUCUAACCUAGAGAAUGAUAUACAAAUAAUAAAUUCUACUGCUAGCCAUUUCGACCAAGCAACUGCUGAUGCGCACUCUGUUAGAUGGAGCACUAUCUUUGGACAAAUGGAUAAAGCACUUUCCGAAGAAGAGGGCCAUCUGGAGAAUUGGCUGAACCAAGUGAAGGAAAUGCAGUCACAUUGUGAAAUAGGUCUCAACACAAAUAGUUUGCAUCACCCUUUGGACCAGGCAGUUCCUCCAGGAUACGAUUUCAGAUCAGGAACAGCAGAAAAUUCGGACAAGGAUUUAGCUGUAAGGGCUGCUGCUGCUUCGAUAUAUUCGACCUGCAACUUCUUGUUGUCAAGGGAAAAUUCACCUUGUUGCUAGUUAUUAUGCUGAGGUUUCUAACUGCCAUUGAUAUUCUUGACUGGACUUAGAUCAAUAUGUAGUCCUGGUAAAUUUCUUUUAGUAUUGCCAACAUACACUAAUCUGUCAUUUUAUAUUGAUUUUUUUUUUUGGAAACUGCUGAAAUGCUAUCAUGUAAUGUUUGCAAGGAUUGUCAAAUGAGUUUCUUACAUUUUCCAA
Salvia miltiorrhiza (redroot sage) is the source of this 2244-nucleotide messenger RNA. RefSeq lists its product as uncharacterized. Bases 457 to 2046 code for a protein of 529 amino acids. NCBI's taxonomy places the organism in Eukaryota, Viridiplantae, Streptophyta, Magnoliopsida, Lamiales, Lamiaceae. The record is from RefSeq and is a predicted model, not a curated record. The transcript is spliced from 7 exons.